Messenger RNA from Spodoptera littoralis (African cotton leafworm), 3691 nucleotides. NCBI's taxonomy places the organism in Eukaryota, Metazoa, Arthropoda, Insecta, Lepidoptera, Noctuidae. The record is from the annotation of a GenBank genome assembly.
UUCAUUAGGACGCGUGCUCACGAGACCGGCAUAAGAAUCCGCGGAAGCGAGAUACAAGCGGCGGCAAACAUCGGAGGCGGCAACCCCUUGGUCUCUGCUGGCAACACCGGCGGUACUCUCAUCCUAGUACGGCGUGUUUAUUCUGGCGCGUAUAUCGACCGGCGGGCGGUCCCGCGGGCGCGCGCCGCCCGGCUCAGUCGCCACCGUCGCGCGCUCCGACCCGCUCGUCUCCUACACCUGCACUUGACAGCUGCCGAUAACCCACACAACAUUCGCUGUGUUACAAACACUAAUAAACUGUCACAACUGAUAUCACUAUUUGAUUAAAGCCAACCGCGCUGCGGACGUUUACGCGAAUGUGAUUGAAGCAAACAAAUCCUUGUGUCAUGUGAGAGUUCUGCUGAAGCUCGCAAAUCUUCAGGCGGCUGUCUAAACGGUGUAGGAGGGCUCCAAAGGUCGUGUAACAUGAUUCUAAAAAACGUAAAUACGAAGAGAAAAUGAAAAUUAACUAUACAGAUACAUUUCUUCUUAAAAAGAGCUAAACCUGUGAUUCAUGCAAUGGCUUGUAACCUAGAAAUGACGUGAAUAUUGUGGCGGGUAUGUGUUAGCUUAUUAUGGGAGCCGCAUGGAGUCGCGUGCGCAGAUGAGUCACACGCUGCCGACCAAGCAUCGCCCGGAGGCAACCUACAGGAGUUGCUCGCAAUCCCUGCCGCUUGACAUUCUAUGGUUGCCGCGGUCGUCGUUCCGGCCGGCGGAGGGCGAGCUGGCAGACUGUGUGCUGGUGGUGGGGGUGUCGCGGCCCAAGCUUGCGGCCGCGCUACUCUCCGUCACGCUGCUCUCGCUGUUCCUCACCUUCCAUGUGCUGUAUGACAGCGCGUUGUACAGCAUACAGGCGGCAAGCAUGGCGUCGGCCGCGAGCGAAAGCCGUAAGAUCCUUCAAACUCAAGAGAGCAACACAAGAACUAUCAACCAUCCCAUGGCACUACGCAAGCGGUUACGACCUCCUCGGCAACCCAGACCUGCACGUAGACUCCCACAGGCUCUUAUAAUUGGUGUCAGAAAAUGCGGUACCCGAGCGUUACUGGAGAUGCUGUACCUCCAUCCGAUGGUACAGAAAGCGUCAGGAGAAGUGCACUUCUUUGAUAGAGAUGAGAACUACGCGUUAGGACUAGAGUGGUACCGAAGUAAAAUGCCGCUGUCCUUCAAAGGGCAGAUCACGAUAGAAAAGAGUCCGAGCUACUUCGUCACUCCUGAGGUACCAGAACGUGUUCGAGCAAUGAACUCCUCAGUCCGAUUACUGCUCAUAGUCCGGGAGCCAGUAACGCGCGCGAUAUCUGACUACACUCAACUGCGCAGUCGCGCUACACCGUCUGCGCCGGCACACCCACAGAUAGCAGCACACCCUAUAACUGACGCUGCAAAGCCUUUUGAACAUCUUGCUAUAUCACCCGAUGGUUCUAUUAAUAUAGCCUACAGGCCAAUAGCAAUAUCUCUGUACCACGCAUACCUGCAUCGAUGGCUGGAAGUGUUCCCUCGGGAACAGAUACUGGUAGUGAACGGCGAUCUGCUGAUUGAAGAUCCGGUGCCGCAGCUCCGACGCAUCGAGAAGUUCCUUGGACUGGAACAUAAGAUUGGAAGAAAGAAUUUCUACUUCAACGAAACGAAAGGUUUCUACUGCCUUCGAAAUGACACCACAGACAAAUGUCUGCGAGAAACAAAGGGACGCAAACAUCCCCGGGUCGACCCUGCAGUUGUCACCAAAUUAAGAAAGUUCUUCAUUCAACACAAUCAGAGGUUUUACGACCUCAUUGGUGAAGAUCUUGGCUGGCCAGAAGAUUAGGAAACUAAGGAUAAAUGGCCUGUGGCCCAAUAACUUGUUGUGAUCAACAUACAUAUCAUAUGUCUCGGAUACAUAUCACUAGCUGUAAAUUUUUUAAAAUCAUUUAUGUAUACAUCUAGAAUAACAUAGAAUAAGAAACCCGAAGAGAAAUUUUAUUUAUAUCUAGCAACAUUUUAUUAUUAAACAUUUUAAAUUUUAUAACGAUUCUAGUCAAUGGUUUCCUUGUUUUUUCGGUUGACUGUUAUCUAAUGUAAGUUUGAGUGAAAGUGACGUCUAAAGUAUGGGAACAACACGAUGUACUGGUUACGUGGCAUUCAUUAAUUUUCACAUCAUUAUUUAGUAAACAAAUUAAAACUAGAUUUUCCACAGGCAUUUUUUAAGCACUGAUUUGAUAGACCGACGCACUGAAAUCCUGAGCAAUAUAUUUUUAUAUAUAAUUAAGUAUUGUAUUAAUUAUACAGCGUUUAUUAUACAGGAUGUGAAUUUUUUAAAUGUUUGUGAUAAUUUCAUUUGUUAGAUUUAAUGAAUUUUAUAUAGAUGUAAGUAAGGAACUAUGUGUAACUAUACUAUAUAAUUAUUACGUUCAAAGUGAAUGAAUGUUGUAUAUUUCCGCUUAAUAUUUUAGGUGUCGUAAUUUCUGGUCGUGCGUUGUCCUAUAUGUGUUUUAUUUAUUAGUGAAUGUGACUUUUCCAAAUCUUAGAUACUUAAUACUACUUAUAUUCAAUAAACUUCAGCAGAAGAAGAUUAAAUUGUAGUUGAAAAAUAUAAAAGUUAUACUUAUACAUGAAAAUUCUGGAAUAUUCUACAGUUCUAUGUGUUUAGCUUGUAGUGAGGUCAAUGAGGUCUUUGGUGUGUUUUUACAUGGCGCCAUGGACUAUGUUUCCACGCAGUAUCUUUUUAAUUUUCAAGUUUUGGAGAGAUAUAAAUUCGACGCGGGUUUAGAAGUAUUCUAUUUAAGUGUAACGUCCAAGACUGAAGAGUUAGUUGAAUAAGUCUUAAGUAAUACCUAUUUAGCAUAAAAUGUCCAUAGGUAAUACGUCAGACGGUGAGCCCUGAACACAGCUUAUGAAGCUUCGAGUAUCUCGUGGUAUGUGAAACACAUAACUUAUUUGCGUAACGACAGCAACUCGUGCCCAUAAAACAGUAAAGAAAUAAAUAAAUUUUCCAUUUAGUUUAUAAUUAAGGGCAAUUUGAAUAUAACCUACCCCUAAUUAUAAGGAAAUGUGAAACUUUGCUUCGUUUGCACGAAAAUCUAACAAAUUAUAUGAUAUUUGUGAAGUUUUGACUUAAUUUGAUUGUUUUAUACGAAUUCUAUUUAACUUUUAUGCAAAGUGAUAAAAUCUGUUUAGACGUCAAUCUGAUACAGCAUAUAAAAGGCAUACGACCAUUGCGAUAUUCAGAUUGAUAUAAAGUUUCGUAGCCAAUCGCGUAGCAUGACGCUACGCCGUAGCUUUCUACGUAGCAUACCGCGAUAAGAUGCAAACUCUUCAAUAUAUGUAUUCAGUUACAUGACAACGUCAUCAGACUAAACUACAGUACAAAUAUAACAUAAAUAGAAACAAAAUUGAAAACGAUAAAUCAUACAUUUCAAUAGAACGCAGUUUAAUUAACAAACUGUCGAUAAACUGCUUUGAUAAAACGUAAAUACUGGUUUGUUCAUAGGGAUAUAUUACUUGAAAUGAGAAUACGCGUGAUAAAGAUCGUAUAAACGUACAAUUCCAAUACAGUUCGAUUUGAAUCACAAUCAUAGGUAUUGUUAUUAUCAAACAGACCUAUUGGCUCCGACUUAUUUGCAUAACUAAGCACUUUUAAACAAGCUUUGAUGCGAUAAAUACUCGAUAUAAAAAAUCA